This is a messenger RNA of Lactuca virosa, 603 nucleotides long. NCBI's taxonomy places the organism in Eukaryota, Viridiplantae, Streptophyta, Magnoliopsida, Asterales, Asteraceae. The record is from the annotation of a GenBank genome assembly.
AUGUCUACGGUGGUGUGUCAACAAGGUGUGCAUUCUUGCAUCGAGUCCUCGCUUGUUUUAGAGGCAACCACCAUGAGACUCAAACUAAUGGCACCAAAGUGUUGCAAAGAAGUCAUUAAACAUAACGAUUAUGGUUCUUGGAGUUUCCUUCAGUCUCUUUCCUCCCAAAAGCCCAUUGAAAAAGAAAGCUCUUAUGUCCAUCCUUGGGUCAACCAAUCUUCGCACUCAAAGCUCAGUCAGAAAAGCCUUGCACUCUGCACAGAAAGCCUAGGAAAUGAGAGCGGGAGUGACACUAGCCAAGGGAGCGUUGCCUUGUUUUCAGAAUCCAACAGAUUGGACACAAGGAGCCAAGAAAUAAUUGCUCCUAGGGAGAAAAUUAGGGUUUUGGUUCCUCAAAUGGGAUCAAAGAAAGUUGUUUCUCGUAGCUUUCCACCCCCUUUGACUACAAUACGUAGUUCGAGUUUGUUUCAUGUUAGUCAUCACCGGGAAGGUGGAAGGCUAAUCAUCCAAGCAGUGGAGGCACCAUACAAGAAUAGCUGUUUUCAAGCUGAAAGGAGCCAUGGACGUCUACGGUUGAUAUGCACGAAGAGUAUGUCAAGAUGA